Messenger RNA from Trichoplusia ni (cabbage looper), 1391 nucleotides. Its product is annotated as vegetative cell wall protein gp1-like. The record is from RefSeq and is a predicted model, not a curated record. NCBI's taxonomy places the organism in Eukaryota, Metazoa, Arthropoda, Insecta, Lepidoptera, Noctuidae. The coding region runs from base 496 to 1365 and encodes 289 amino acids. The transcript has a single exon.
UGUUGACCCUCGGUGCGGGCCUCUUUUUAUACAAAUUCGGGCCCCGAAAUUCCGCCGCUCCCAUUGGCCGACCAAUAAGAUCGCUUGCUUUUCGACCAAUAAGAGCGGGGGCGAGGCCCGCGCGCGGAUUUUAUUUUAACCUUAAGUAUGACGAUACUUUACCACACCGAGAGCCGUUUACAUAAAUCCUUAAUUUCUAGGUUAAAAUGAACUAUAAUAUUAUUACAAUUAUACAUUUUUUAAACUAUUACUAUGCCUAGAACAUUAGAAAAAUACAGUACGUGUAAGAUCUUAAUUUAAAAAUAUGAACAAUUUCAACAUAGUAAUCUAAUUAAUUCCGGCUCUCCUAUUGGUCUGCCCUGUCCUGAAGGGACGGGGCGGGGUGCGUGGGUCGACACCCACUCGGCUUCGUUGGCACCGUAAGGUAUCCACCGAGUACCACUGAGUCGAGACGACUUAACGGCGCAGGGCAUCGCGUCGACCAAGGUGCACCGUAUGCACCGUGCCAAAGGCCUAACGCCAUUCGAAAUGGUAUUGGCCGUCAUUCCCCGAUCCGCCGAUACUAAGGCAAUUUUCCAAAUCAAGACGGUAUGCCACCUGUCUGGCAUUACAGUCGAGGCUCCGCAUAAACGCGGCCCGCCCGGGCAGUGUCACAACUGCCAACUGUACGGGCACGCCAGCAAAUACUGCAAGGCGCGCGCCAGGUGCGUCAAGUGCCUAGGCGACCACGCAACGGCGUCCUGCCCCCGCCCCAAAGUCCCACUCCCAGACUCGGAGCCCCCGAGCUGCGUCCUCUGCGGGGAGCAAGGCCAUCCCGCAAACUACCGUGGGUGCCCAAAGGCUCCCAAGAGCCGGCCCUCGCAGCCAUCAAAGCCCAACAAGGGGCAGAAACGAGCUUCCACUCGCCCCUCUGCACCCGCCCCUCCCACAGCCCAGACCUCGCUGAGACCUCAGAGGCCCUCCUUCUGGGACAAACUCGGAGAUCCGAGUGCGUUCCCUCCCCUCGCCCCUCAGGCAAGCAAGGCCCCUUCGGCACCCCGCAUCCCGUCACUCAUGGGAUUGCAGAUCCCCCCCCAUGCCCCUCAGGCAUCAGUCGUCCCACCCUUGUUGGGACUGAACAUCCCACCCCCAGCCUCGCAGCCCCAGAGGGCUCCCAGCGCACCGCGGCCAACUCCCCCGGCCACCCAGCCCACCUCUGAGAUGAAACUCACUCGAGCGCUCAUCGAAGUCCUCGAUGGUGAACUCAUGGAGGUUAUGUCCCAGCGCUUAAGCGCCAGCCGAUCUCCCCAGGAAGCCCUGGGGAUUUUCUCCGAGAUCCGCAACCUGAUCUCAACCCUGAACUCAUUCUCCCGUGCAGGUCACUAAUGGCAGGCACAAGCGGAAAUCUCAAG